CGGCAGAUGGGAACUACAUAUCCCAGAGAGCCCCGGGCGGCGCGGGCCAAUGAGAAUCGCGCGUGUUGGCGCGACGCGCAGGCGCGCUGCGGGGGGCGGCCGCGGAUUCAUGUGGAGGAGGGCUCCGGAGCGGGGGCUGCAGCGCUGAGAUGGCUGCCAAGGUGUUCGAGAGCAUCGGGAAGCUCGGCCUGGGCUUGGCUGUGGCGGGGGGAGUCGUCAACUCCGCUCUUUACAACGUGGACGCAGGGCACAGAGCUGUGAUCUUCGACCGCUUCCGGGGGGUGCAGGACGUGGUGGUGGGUGAGGGCACCCAUUUCCUGAUCCCCUGGGUGCAGAAACCCAUCAUCUUCGACUGCCGCUCGCGGCCCCGCAACGUGCCCGUCAUCACCGGCAGCAAAGACCUGCAGAACGUCAACAUCACGCUGCGCAUCCUGUUCCGGCCCGUGACGGCGCAGCUGCCGCGCAUCUUCACCAGCAUCGGCGAGGACUACGACGAGCGCGUGCUGCCCUCCAUCACCACCGAGAUCCUCAAGUCCGUGGUGGCGCGCUUUGACGCGGGCGAGCUGAUCACGCAGCGGGAGCUGGUGUCCCGGCAGGUCAGCGAGGACCUCACGGAGCGCGCGGCCACCUUCGGCCUCAUCCUGGACGACGUGUCCCUGACCCACCUGACGUUUGGCAAGGAGUUCACGGAGGCGGUGGAGAUGAAGCAGGUGGCGCAGCAGGAGGCAGAGCGGGCCAGGUUCAUCGUGGAGAAGGCCGAGCAGCAGAAGAAGGCAGCGGUGAUCUCGGCAGAGGGCGACUCCAAGGCCGCAGAGCUGAUCGCCAACUCGCUGGCCACGGCGGGGGACGGGCUGAUCGAGCUGCGCAAGCUGGAGGCGGCCGAGGACAUCGCGUACCAGCUGUCGCGCUCGCGCAACAUCACCUACCUGCCCUCGGGACAGUCGGUGCUGCUGCAGCUGCCCCAGUGAGCCCUGCACGCCCCGCAAGCACCAGCAAACAGCAAAAAGGGGGAAGAAAUCAGUGCAAUUUCCUCGCGGAGGAAACGGAAAUUUGUGGAAAUUGGAGGGAUUUUUGGGGGGUUUUGUGGAUGGGUAAUCAAAUAAAAGUGAACGCUCGCGACAACAGGCCUGCGGUUCCUCCCCCUGUGCUGCCCUCAGGGAGUCUGAGUUUGGGAGUUGAGGAAAAUUUGGGGAUUGAGAAGGUGAGAUUCGGGGAUUGAGAAAGUGAGGUUUGGGAGUUCAGAAGGUGAGAGUUGGGAAUUCAGAAAGUGAGGUUUGGGAAUUGAGAAAGUGAGGUUUGGGGAUUGAGAAAGUGAGAUUUGGGAAUUCAGAAAGUGAGAUUUGGGAAUUCAGAAAGUGAGGUUUGGGAGUUCAGAAAGUGAGGUUUGGGGAUUGAGAAGGUGAGAGUUGGGAGUUCAGAAAGUGAGAUUUGGGGAUUCAGAAGGUGAGAUUUGGGAAUUCAGAAGGUGAGAUUUGGGAAUUGAGAAGGUGAGAUUUGGGAAUUGAGAAAGUGAGAUUUGGGGAUUCAGAAAGUGAGGUUUGGGAGUUCAGAAAGUGAGAUGUGGGAUCGGAAAGUGAGAUUUGGGAACUCAGAAAGUGAGGUUUGGGGAUUGAGAAUUGAGAUUUGGGAAUUGAGAAGGUGAGAUUUGGGAAUUGAGAAAGUGAGGUUUGGGAACUGAGAAUUGAGAUUUGGGGAUUCAGAAAGUGAGGUUUGGGAGUUCAGAAAGUGAGAUUUGGGAGUUCAGAAAGUGAGAUUUGGGAAUUGAGAAGGUGAGAUUUGGGGAUUCAGAAAGUGAGGUUUGGGGAUUGAGAAGGUGAGAUUUGGGAAUUGAGAAGGUGAGAUUUGGGGAUUCAGAAAGAGCCAUUUGGGAAUUGCCCCUCUGCAGUUGGAGCAGCAGGAGCAGAGUUCUGCUGGGAUGGAGCCCAGGUGAGUCCCUGGCCGUGGGCGCUGCACCCAGAGCUGCCUCGGUGCCUUCAGGCUGCCUGGGACACUCAGCUCAGGGCCCUCGGCCAUGCCAGAGCUCCAGGUGUCACCUGAGACACCUCAGCCCAGGGCACAGAUUCCCUCUGGCUCUGCAGGAAACCCCUCUGGGGCUGGGCAUCUCCUCUCCUUCCCCCCGAGCUGUCCUGUGCCCUCCUGUGCCAUCCCUGCUCAGGAAGGGCAGCUGUGAGAGGGUGAGAUUGUGUACCCAGCCCUCAAUAAAUGCCACAGUCCCAAGGCUGGCA
Zonotrichia leucophrys gambelii is the source of this 2225-nucleotide messenger RNA. RefSeq names its product prohibitin 1 (gene PHB1). Bases 150 to 968 code for a protein of 272 amino acids. The transcript has 7 exons. Gene Ontology annotation, cellular component: membrane; mitochondrion. The record is from RefSeq and is a predicted model, not a curated record. Lineage: Eukaryota; Metazoa; Chordata; Aves; Passeriformes; Passerellidae. Gene Ontology annotation, biological process: mitochondrion organization.